Molecule: messenger RNA, 2267 nt
Organism: Mesocricetus auratus (golden hamster)
Lineage: Eukaryota; Metazoa; Chordata; Mammalia; Rodentia; Cricetidae
Gene: Gjc1
Product: gap junction protein gamma 1
Exons: 3
Coding region: 571-1761 (396 amino acids)
Biological process (GO): cell communication
Cellular component (GO): connexin complex
Source: RefSeq, a predicted model, not a curated record
GAGGUUUUUACAGGAGGUUCGGUUCGAGCGCUGCGGAGCGGGAGAGGGAUUGGCGGGAGGACCCGGCUCGUCGCCUCUUGCUGGACGCCUUUUCUUUACUUGAGUGACUUUAUCCUCACUUCGUGAAACUUUGGAGCUCUGCUGUGUGUGUGUUUUAAUUGUUCUUCGUUGAGUCUCCAGAUUGAAAAUAGAAAGGAGGCGCUAAUGCUGUGAUUGGGCUGGCUGCUGCGUUUGGAGUUUUUGAGCUGAAAUGAUUUAUGUGACUUGUAUUUAGAAUUUGGGGUCUCCCGCACUCCCUCCCCACCCUUUUGCGAUUGUUUGGGAUUGCUUUUCUUUUGCGAAGUGAGUUCCGUUUUUCUCAUUUGAAGACAUUUUCUUUCGGCCCUGGAGAACUGGCAGUGCUACAGAUUUCAUUAUGCUCGUGCUUUAUUUUGUUCUCACCAACCAACACUAGGUGAAAUCGAAGACAUCAAGAGAGAAUUUGGGAAAGUGACAAACAAAAUACCAUUUCUGAAAGAAGGCUUUGGGUGACAGAAGUUCUGGAUCACAGGGCAAACCAAUCCCAUCACCAUGAGUUGGAGCUUCCUGACUCGGCUGCUAGAGGAGAUCCACAACCAUUCAACAUUUGUAGGGAAGAUCUGGCUCACUGUGCUGAUUGUCUUUCGAAUUGUCCUGACUGCUGUGGGAGGAGAGUCCAUCUACUACGAUGAACAAAGCAAGUUUGUGUGCAACACAGAGCAGCCGGGCUGUGAGAAUGUCUGCUAUGACGCCUUCGCACCGCUCUCCCACGUGCGCUUCUGGGUGUUCCAGAUCAUCCUGGUUGCAACUCCCUCUGUGAUGUACCUGGGAUAUGCUAUUCAUAAGAUUGCCAAAAUGGAGCAUGGUGAGGCAGACAAGAAGGCAGCUCGGAGCAAACCCUAUGCCAUGCGUUGGAAGCAACACCGGGCUCUGGAAGAAACGGAAGAGGACCAUGAAGAGGAUCCUAUGAUGUACCCAGAAAUGGAGUUAGAAAGUGAGAAAGAAAAUAAAGAGCAGAGCCAACCAAAACCUAAGCAUGAUGGCCGACGUCGAAUUCGGGAGGAUGGGCUCAUGAAAAUCUAUGUGUUGCAGCUGCUGGCCAGGACUGUGUUUGAGGUGGGCUUUCUGAUAGGACAGUAUUUCCUGUAUGGUUUUCAAGUCCACCCAUUUUAUGUGUGCAGCAGACUUCCUUGUCCUCACAAGAUAGACUGCUUUAUUUCUAGACCCACUGAAAAGACGAUCUUCCUCCUGAUAAUGUAUGGUGUUACAGGCCUCUGCCUACUACUUAACAUUUGGGAGAUGCUUCAUUUAGGGUUUGGGACCAUUCGAGACUCACUAAACAGUAAAAGAAGGGAGCUUGACGAUCCGGGUGCUUAUAAUUAUCCUUUCACUUGGAAUACACCAUCUGCUCCCCCUGGCUAUAACAUUGCUGUCAAACCAGAUCAAAUCCAGUACACUGAGUUGUCCAAUGCUAAGAUUGCCUACAAGCAAAACAAAGCCAAUAUCGCCCAGGAACAGCAGUACGGCAGCCAUGAGGAGCACCUCCCGGCUGAUCUGGAGACUCUGCAGCGGGAGAUCAGGAUGGCUCAGGAACGCUUGGAUCUAGCAAUCCAGGCCUACCAUCACCAAAACAACCCCCAUGGUCCUCGGGAAAAGAAGGCCAAAGUGGGGUCCAAAUCUGGGUCCAACAAAAGCAGUAUUAGUAGCAAAUCAGGGGAUGGGAAGACCUCCGUCUGGAUUUAAUCUUGGUUGGGCUUAAAACUUGGGUUUUCAUAGUUUAUGGUAAGCAGCGACUCGCUGAAUAAUGACUUCCAUUGAGUAAACAUUUGGCUCUGGUUAUCUUCAGGGAUGCUGUUGGCUCAUGAUCCAAACUCAGGGGACUCUGAAGGUGGAGCUGUGAUGAGUGGGGAGAGGGAAACACAGUGUUCCAGGCACAUGUUCUCAGCAGUGAUAUAGUUGCAGAACCUUACGUCGUGUCUUCCAGAUCCAGAGAGGAACAGAUAUAUUUAAAUCAUUCUGUUGAACAGUUUUUGUAUGUACAGUAUUAUGGUACUUUUUUUAGUAUGAUAACAUUUUUUGUAUUUGUACAUUGGACUGCUGUAGUUAUACUUUUUUUAUAUUAAAGGGAAAAAUCCUUGUAAAUAAUGCCUGUUAAAAGCUAGUGUUAUUACUUUGUUUAGCAAAUGUUACCUUGUGAUUAGAGUUGUAGAUGCUACACUUAAUAAAAGUGCCUCUUGUGUUUCGGGAAA